AUGUCUGCUGCGCCUGCACCCGUCACAUCCAGCUCCCAGCCGGCACAGCUCCCAGCCCUCAAUGCUCCUCACGCGGGACAAGAAAAGAAAGCAAAGGAGAAAAAGGCAGCAAAGCAUGCUGCCACGUCAGAGCAUCCCCUGGAGCUGCAACCGCCACCAGAGUUCUUCGAGCACCGUAUCAAGCUUUUCGAGAAGCUGAAGGCUGAAUACGACGAACGGCUCAAGACUCAGCCAAGACAAGAGAUUGAGAUUACUCUCCUCGAUGGUUCCAAACGCCAAGGCACCUCUUGGGAGACCAGUCCUAUGGGUAUUGCGAAGCAAAUCUCACAAGGUCUUGCUGACCGCACUGUGAUUGCCAAGGUUAACGGCCAAGUCUGGGAUUUGGAACGUCCUCUUGAGGGCUCUUGCACCCUUGAACUGUUGGAUUUCGACCACCCUGAAGGCAAGCGCGUCUUCUGGCACUCAUCCGCGCACGUCCUUGGCGAAGCUGCAGAGCGUCACUAUGGUUGCCACCUUUGUGUCGGUCCUCCUACAGAGGAAGGAUUCUUUUACGAGAUGGCUAUUGAGGACAGGCCUGUCACCCACGCCGACUACCCCGCCCUCGAGAAGGUCUCCGAGCUGGCGAUCAAGGAAAAGCAGAAGUUUGAGCGUCUUGUCGUGUCAAAGGAGACUCUGCUUGAGAUGUUCGGUUACAAUAAAUACAAGAAGCAGCUCAUUGAAUCUAAGAUUCCCGACGGUACCUCCACCACUGUUUACCGCUGCGGUCCCAUGAUCGACCUUUGUGUGGGCCCCCAUAUUCCACACACCGGCAAGAUCAAAGCCUUCAUGGUUACCAAAAGCUCUGCCUCUUACUUCCUUGGUGACCCAAAGAACGACUCCCUGCAACGUAUCUACGGCAUCUCAUUCCCUGACAAGAAGCAGAUGACCGAAUACAAACACUUCCUUGAGGAAGCCGCGAAGCGCGACCAUAGGAAGAUCGGCAAGGAACAAGAACUCUUCUUCUUCAACGAGCUUAGUCCAGGAAGUGCUUUCUUUUUGCCUCACGGUACUCGUAUCUAUAACACGCUCGUCGACCUUAUGCGCACCGAAUACUUCAAGCGCGGCUACCAGGAAGUCAUUUCACCAAACAUGUACAACUCUAAGCUCUGGGAGACUUCCGGCCACUCGCAGAACUACAAGGACGGCAUGUUCACACUCGAUAUCGAGAAGGAAACUUGGGCGCUGAAGCCCAUGAACUGUCCCGGUCACUGUCUGAUCUUCGACUCGCGCGACCGUAGCUACAAGGAGCUGCCGAUUCGCAUGGCCGAGUUUGGUAUCUUACACCGUAACGAGGCGUCCGGUGCUCUCACUGGCCUGACCCGUGUCCGCCGGUUCGUCCAGGACGAUACACAUAUCUUCUGUAUGCCUUCGCAGAUCGAACAGGAGAUUGGUUCCCUUUUCGACUUUAUGCAGCAUAUCUACGGUCUCUUCGGCUUCGACUUCCAGCUCGAGCUCUCCACUCGCCCUGAGAACUUCAUCGGCGACAUCGAGACCUGGAACGUGGCUGAGGGCCAACUGAAGGAGGCUCUCGACGCGCAGUAUCCUGGUAAGUGGGAGCUCAACCCGGGCGACGGCGCGUUCUACGGCCCCAAGAUCGACAUCAAGAUCCGCGACGCCCUCCGCCGGUCGUUCCAGUGCGCGACAAUUCAGCUCGACUUCCAGCUUCCCGAGCGCUUCAAUCUCAAGUACCGCUCGCCUGAGGAGGCGGCCAACCCCGACAAGCCGCCGUCGCGUCCCGUCAUCAUCCACCGUGCUAUCCUCGGCAGUCUUGAGCGUUUCAUUGCCAUUAUCACCGAGCACUUUGCGGGCAAGUGGCCAUUCUGGCUCUCGCCUCGCCAGCUUCUCGUUGUUCCCGUCGCCGUUCCAUACCAACAAUAUGCAUCUGAAGUCGCUGAGAAGCUACAGAAGCUCGGCCUGUACGCGGACGUCGACAACAGCUCAGAGACACUGAAUAAGAAGAUCCGGAAUGGCGAGAUCGCACAGUACAACUUCAUCCUCGUUGUGGGCCAAGAGGAACUCGACAGCCAGUCCGUCAACGUCCGCAACCGGGAUGACGUCGGCACCAAGGCCAAGGGCGAGAUGAUUACCCUUGAGGAAGUCUCGAAGAAGUUUGCUGCACUCAAGGAGAGCCGCACUCUUGCGAAUAAACUGUAG
Phanerochaete carnosa HHB-10118-sp is the source of this 2193-nucleotide messenger RNA. RefSeq lists its product as uncharacterized. Gene Ontology annotation, biological process: threonyl-tRNA aminoacylation. The transcript is spliced from 13 exons. NCBI's taxonomy places the organism in Eukaryota, Fungi, Basidiomycota, Agaricomycetes, Polyporales, Phanerochaetaceae. The record is from RefSeq and is a predicted model, not a curated record. Gene Ontology annotation, cellular component: cytoplasm. Bases 1 to 2193 code for a protein of 730 amino acids. Gene Ontology annotation, molecular function: ATP binding; threonine-tRNA ligase activity.